Molecule: messenger RNA, 1719 nt
Organism: Penicillium diatomitis
Lineage: Eukaryota; Fungi; Ascomycota; Eurotiomycetes; Eurotiales; Aspergillaceae
Product: putative alpha/beta hydrolase
Exons: 2
Coding region: 1-1719 (572 amino acids)
Biological process (GO): cardiolipin acyl-chain remodeling
Cellular component (GO): mitochondrial inner membrane
Molecular function (GO): A2-type glycerophospholipase activity
Source: RefSeq, a predicted model, not a curated record
AUGGCCUCGGAGUCUGCCAAUUCUUCAUCGCAAGAGGAAUCCCGCAACCGUCGUAGACCUUCAUCCGCAAUGCAAGGCGAAGAGGGCACUCCUUAUGCCGCCCGUGCGGCUGCCGGCGCAGCUGCAGCCAGCAACUCUUUCUUCCCGCUCGGAUAUCGUGAGGGCUUCAGUCAAUGGUGGGCUCGGAUUCCUGCGGCAGCUGCGGAGCACAAAGUCUUGUCUUACUUGCCAUAUCUCCACCAUGAACCUCCCACCCAUUUGCAAACGGGAAAUGUCGCAAGCUUUCCCAACGGGUCUACGCCGGACAGUCUGCAGACUGCAGAUCAUACACAACAAGGACGGAUUUCGACCAACUCGUCCAACGACCCGUAUGGGCCUCGUCGGUGGAGCUCCAGCAUGGUCGAGCUGUCAGGGAAAGAUCGGGCACUGAAUGAGUUCUCCGUGGAACGCGUGGGUGAAGAAGCAGAGCAGCAUUUGGUCAUGCUGCACGGGUAUGGUGCCGGUCUGGGUUUUUUCUACAAGAAUUUUGAGCCUUUAAGCCGGUUGAAAGGAUGGCAGCUUCAUGCCCUGGACAUGCUGGGUAUGGGCCGUAGCACACGGCCGCCAUUCAAGAUCAAAGCCAAGGAAAGAGAGGAAGCAAUUCGUGAGGCUGAGGCAUGGUUCGUGGACGCUCUGGAAGAAUGGCGGAUCAAGCGCAAAAUUGAUCGCUUUACUUUGCUCGGCCACAGUCUUGGUGGAUACAUGGCGGUGGCAUAUGCGUUGAAAUACCCGGGCCAUCUCAAUAAGCUCAUCUUGGCGUCCCCCGUGGGUAUUCCCGAGGAUCCAUACGCCGUGAGUUCGGAUGUUACCGAACCAUCCGAAUCCACACUGGCGAGCGAGCUCACCCAGGAUCAACAAGAGAUUGCCUCUUCAGCCGCAGUGCCAGGAUCCGCCCCGAAGACAACGGACGGCAGUUUCAUCACUGGACGCAAUCCUGAACCCAACGCCGAGGCAGCUAACCGUCCUCCACGCCGAAAUAUGCCCAAAUGGUUUGCUUACCUGUGGGAUGCGAACAUCUCUCCCUUUAGUCUUGUCCGAUGGUCUGGUCCAUUGGGCCCACGCAUUGUUUCCGGAUGGACGUCGCGUCGAUUUUCGCACCUGCCGUCGGACGAGGCGAAAGCACUCCACGACUACUCAUACUCUAUUUUCAGUCAACGCGGCAGCGGUGAAUACGCCCUCGCAUACAUUCUCGCUCCGGGUGCCUUUGCUCGCAGUCCUCUGAUCCGCCGCAUCCAUGGCGUGGGUCGCCAGAUGAUUGCAACCGACAACAGUCCCUUUUCUAAUCCUGCCUCAACCACUUCCCCGAAAUCCCUAUUCCCAAAACUGUCAUGCAAUUCCUCUACGAACCCAGAAGUUACGGGCGAGUCCGCGCCAAUUGACCCUCUUACCGAUGCGCCUGCGCCUCGCCGCGAGAACGGUAUUCCCAUCGUCUUCAUGUAUGGAGACCAUGAUUGGAUGGAUGUUUCCGGGGGUCACGCCGCGGCUGCCCGUCUUGAAGAAGAGAAACAGCGAGUCUUAGCCAAUGCAUCUAUUGAUGAGCGAGAAAAGGACCAAGGCUCUUCAAAGGUCGUCGUCAUCAGCCGGGCCGGCCAUCACCUGUAUCUUGACGGUUGGAAAGAGUUCAACAAGGUGGUUCUGGCUGAGAUGGAGGAGGUCAGUCAACGUGAGAAUGGAGCGUGA